Enterobius vermicularis (human pinworm) is the source of this 468-nucleotide messenger RNA. Lineage: Eukaryota; Metazoa; Nematoda; Chromadorea; Rhabditida; Oxyuridae. The record is from the annotation of a GenBank genome assembly.
AUGGUUGUUGUCUGGUUGAGCAAUACGGUACUGGCAUAUUUUUUUUUUUUUGGUUUCAAAAGUUCUACAGCAGUUCCAGCAACUACUUCAUCAGUUACCGCACCACAGCGCUUGUCUAAGGUGGUACAUUUACGGAACAUCCCGUCAGAUAUGACUGAAAUUGAAUUGAUCCAUUUUUGUAUGCCAUAUGGAAAACUUGUAAAUUAUUUGAUGCUCAAAGGCAAAAAUCAGGCGUUUGUAGAAUACGAGGAUGAACAGGGUGCUCAAGCAUUAGUAACUGUAUCAGCCACUUGUCCUAUAGCAAUUCGUGAUAGAACAAUCUUCUGUCAGUUUUCGACUCAUCAAGAGCUUAAAACUGAUAAACUUCGUUCGAGUACCAGUAGUUCAUUGGGUACAACAGCAACUGCAGCCGCUACUACGGCAACUAGUAGCACCAACGACGUCGACCUGGCUUCUGAGGUUAGCUAA